AUGACGUUUCCUUUCAGGAUUGUUGAACACAUCAUACCCGGACAGCACAUCCGAGAACAUCCACAUGCGCUAAAAGGACGCCAGGAAGCUGCUUUGAAGCUUGCGAUCAAGCAGUAUAUUCCGCUAGAUCAGACAGAUCCUAUUCCCGAAAAUGCCGUGACAAUCAUCGGGGCGCAGGGAAAUGGAUUUCCAAAGGAGGUAUAUGAGCCGCUGUGGGAGGAUCUCUACGCCCAACUCAACAAGCGGUCGAUUCCGGUGCGCAGCAUUUGGAUCGCCGAUAUCUCCAAUCAAGGCGCAAGUGGUGUUCUGAAUGAACAUGUCCAGGGAGAUAAUACACCAUGGCAUGAUCAUUCCCGGGAUCUCUUGCAUAUGGUCAACCACUUCCGCGACGAUAUUACUCGUCCUAUUAUUGGAGUCGCUCAUAGUAUGGGAUGCGCACAGCUCGUCCAUUUAUCCAUCCUUCAUCCCCGUCUUCUUUCAACACUUAUUCUCUAUGAGCCCGUCAUCUUCGGGGAGCCAUUCGGAGGCCCGAACCCAGCGGUUACGGCAGUGCUGCGUCGAGACCUAUGGCCUUCACGAGAAAAGGCCGAAAUGCAGCUCAGGAGAGGCUUCGCCAGGUGCGAUCCCCGAGUGCUGGACCGCUACCUUCGCUUCGGUCUGCGCUCUGUGCCGACGCGCCUCUACAACCCCGAGAACGACCCUAAUAUCCCCAAGACAGCCGUUACACUUACGACCAGCAAGCAUCAAGAGGCCUGGGCUUACACCAUUCCCAAUCUCGAACCCGAAUCAGCAGGGCUGAACGACCUCCUGCUUCCCGAUUGGGAUCCAGUCCUUGAGCGCCCUGCUCCAUUCUCCCGGCCAGAAGCUUGGGCGGCUUUUCGGAAUCUGCCCUUUGUGCGGCCAAGUGUAUUAUGGGUAUUUGGUGGUCGGAGUUGGCUUUCUCCGCCCGUUGCUCAAGAUUCCAAGCUACGAGCCACCGGGACUGGCAUUGGGGGAAGUGGAGGCGUGAGUAAGGGGAUGGUGGAUAAGGCUGUUUCACCAAAGGCGACACACCUUGUUGCUUUUGAAGAAGUGGAUUGGUGUGCGCAAGUCGCGGCAACGUGGAUAGAGAAGUGGUUUGCGCGAUAUUUGAAGGAGGAAGAGUUCUGGCGAACGUACCAGAGCAAGAAAUCGGACCCGGAGAUGCUCAGGAAUUCCGAGGCCAGUAUCCGGGUUGCCAAGGUGGUAAUAGGGUCCCGUGGGGGUGUCGCCAAGGGAAAGCUGUAA
Molecule: messenger RNA, 1266 nt
Organism: Aspergillus pseudoviridinutans
Lineage: Eukaryota; Fungi; Ascomycota; Eurotiomycetes; Eurotiales; Aspergillaceae
Product: putative toxin biosynthesis protein
Exons: 4
Coding region: 1-1266 (421 amino acids)
Source: RefSeq, a predicted model, not a curated record